CGACCACAGAAUACGGUUGCACCGGAAAAGAAUAGGUUCUCUUCCGUCGCGGGAUUUCGCCAUGGCCCGGGGUCCUAAGAAGCACCUGAAGCGUGUUGCAGCGCCGAAGCAUUGGAUGCUCGACAAACUAACUGGUGUAUUUGCACCUCGUCCAUCGACAGGUCCUCACAAGCUGAGGGAAUGUCUUCCCCUGAUCGUCUUCCUCAGGAAUAGACUCAAGUAUGCAUUGACUGGAGAUGAGGUAAAGAAGAUAUGUAUGAAACGCUUCAUCAAAAUUGAUGGCAAGGUUCGAGUGGACAUCACAUACCCUGCUGGAUUCAUGGAUGUCAUCAGCAUUGAGAAAACAGGUGAGCAUUUCCGCCUGGUCUAUGACACCAAGGGCCGUUUUGCUGUUCAUCGUAUCACAGUGGAAGAGGCAAAGUACAAGUUGUGCAAAGUGAGGAAGAUUACUGUGGGGACAAAGGGAAUUCCACACCUGGUGACUCAUGAUGCUCGAACCAUUCGCUACCCAGAUCCUCUCAUCAAGGUGAACGAUACUGUGCAGAUUGAUUUAGGGACUGGCAAGAUAACCAGCUUUAUCAAAUUUGAGACAGGCAAUGUAUGUAUGGUGAUUGGUGGAGCUAACCUCGGUCGUGUUGGUGUGAUCACAAACAGGGAAAGACAUCCUGGUUCUUGCGAUGUGGUACAUGUGAAGGAUGCCAAUGGCAACAGCUUUGCCACAAGGAUUUCCAACAUUUUUGUCAUUGGCAAUGUAAGACUUACACUCUCUUUACUACUUUCUAAGAAGACUCACCCUAAAAAGCGUAAAGACCUGCAUCCACUAUUGGUGUUUGUCUGUUGGUUCUUGUCGUUUUCCUGUGUUAAAGUGCACAGAGUGCAGCAAGCUCUGUAUUUAGUCUCUGACCAGAAAGAAUACUAGAUCUAGAGCCUUGCGCCUGCCUCUUAAGGAGGUCUGUGUGAAGUGCCGGCACUGUCACAUAACAAAUUAAGUUAAACUCAGCCUUGCAAUUUCUGCAGGGCUAUACCACUGUUAUGUGCUGGAUUAAGGUCACUGUCUGCCAACCCCUCUGAGACUACAUCAUAUACCUCAUUAUUGAACAUGUAUUUGAUGAUGGAGAUUGAUGUAAGGGACUAUGAGUGAGUUGCUAAUUUGAGAAUAAGAGCAUUUACAAGCCACAUACCGCUUGUUAGUUUCCUUUACUCAUUCAGAAUGACCUUGCUCUGAAAUCUUUUGAGAGCUUUUCAGUGAAGGAGCACCUCUGGAGUCACACAGUAUCCUCACAUGAGAGUCCGUUACCCUGUGACUUAAGGAAGGGGCAAGGGAUUUAAUCAAAAGCUUUUCAUCAAGCAAUUCAGCCUUGGGAGCGGUAUCUUAACACUUGUACCCUGGCAGCUAUUUGAUACUUGAGAGAUGAUACGGUACAGAGGGGAAGCCUGCUGUUGCCUCUUUGCUGUGUCACUUGGCAGCUCUAUAGUUGGGCCAUUUCUCUUCUUAGUACUGAAUUAUGACACCUCAUUCUGUACCUUUGAAAGCAGGUAUAUCAUAUCAUCUGGUGUUUCUGAAGGAAUUGAAGGAGUGAGUAGAUGCAUGUGAAAGCUCUGUAAAGCUUAUGACAGGGAGCUGACAGUUCUCCACUUCAAAACAAUGAGAAGCUGAGGUUAAUGGCCUUUUUUUUUUUUUUCUCAGCACUGAGUGCCUCAUAGAAAAAGAUGUUCCUGAAAAGCUUCUUGACUGAUUGCUUCACACAAAAUAGAAGCAGGAAGACCUGUAUUCAGCAGCUCAGCAGUGGGGAGUGGGAGGAACACUGAGAGGCAGACAACCUCUCAGGAAACAUGUAUAAGGAAAUUUUUAUUUUGUUGGGAAUUUUGUUUGGCAGUGUUCCGUUAGCUGCCCCUUAAUGUAAAGGAAGGUACAAGGCAUGUGUGUUUUGGUGAAGUGUUGUUUUUUUUUCGUCUUUCCCUCGAGCUUUCUUUCAUCUCCUCCCUUUUCAUCCCUUUCUUUAUGUACUUAUUUUAUCUCCUUCUCAAUUGCAGGGUAAUAAACCUUGGAUUUCCCUGCCCAGGGGAAAGGGCAUCCGACUUACUAUUGCUGAAGAGAGAGACAAGAGGCUGGCUGCCAAACAGAGCAGUGGCUAAAUUACAGUAGUGGCAUAUUUUUUUCUUUGCACAAAUAAACAAUGAAUUCUUGUUUCCUAA
Messenger RNA from Pongo pygmaeus (Bornean orangutan), 2196 nucleotides. It is a transcript of the gene RPS4Y2, whose product is annotated as ribosomal protein S4 Y-linked 2. Gene Ontology annotation, molecular function: RNA binding; structural constituent of ribosome. Gene Ontology annotation, cellular component: cytosolic small ribosomal subunit; ribosome. The transcript has 6 exons. The record is from RefSeq and is a predicted model, not a curated record. NCBI's taxonomy places the organism in Eukaryota, Metazoa, Chordata, Mammalia, Primates, Hominidae. Bases 62 to 919 code for a protein of 285 amino acids. Gene Ontology annotation, biological process: translation.